Notodromas monacha is the source of this 522-nucleotide messenger RNA. NCBI's taxonomy places the organism in Eukaryota, Metazoa, Arthropoda, Ostracoda, Podocopida, Cyprididae. The record is from the annotation of a GenBank genome assembly.
AUGUUGCAGUUGCCUCUUGAAAAGUGGGGUAAAGUAGGAACUCCAGAAGUUAAGGAGAAAAUUCUCCAACCAAAUGAGGGACUUGAAUUGUCCAGCGAUCUUGAAAUGCAAGACAAUAAGAAUGAAGUGAUGGGGAGAGUUGCGAAGUACACUGGGGCCCCCAUAAGCAGACCUCAUCACUUCUCAAACAAUGUCCGGAUGCCUGAUCCUCCUAGGGUGUGGGAAUUGACAUUCCCCAGCAUCCCACUCUUUAUUCCUUUUGGACUCCUGCCUUUGGCUGCGUGGCUGCCACAUAUGGGAACCCCAUUGAAUAAUCUCAAUGCCCAGCCCAGAUGGGCAUUUAUCCCUGUGGAAUGGUUGAGACCGUUCUGUGGGUGGCUCAUCAGUGCCUUGAACCUCAUCAUCAUGAUCCUGGUGAUGCACAUGUUGGGGGAAUACGUGUCCUUGAUGCUCAACUUGGGUGAGUCUAUUUCUCUGGAAAGUGAAUUACAGUACCUCGCCAUGCUGCAAAAUUUGACGUGA